Diuraphis noxia (Russian wheat aphid) is the source of this 975-nucleotide messenger RNA. RefSeq names its product ATP synthase subunit C lysine N-methyltransferase. Gene Ontology annotation, cellular component: mitochondrion. Gene Ontology annotation, molecular function: protein-lysine N-methyltransferase activity. Lineage: Eukaryota; Metazoa; Arthropoda; Insecta; Hemiptera; Aphididae. Gene Ontology annotation, biological process: peptidyl-lysine trimethylation; positive regulation of proton-transporting ATP synthase activity, rotational mechanism; regulation of mitochondrial ATP synthesis coupled proton transport. The record is from RefSeq and is a predicted model, not a curated record.
UAUAUAUUUAUUAUUUUUAUAGGUAUAUAAAACAUUGUUUUGAGUUACUAUUUAAUUAACAGAUUACUUAAUAAGUUAGUAAUCAGAAUUUUGGAUUUCUAGACUUAAGAGUCGAGAAUUAGUCAGCAAAUUAUGUUUUGUAAUUGAAUAAUUAUUAAUCAUUAACAAUUUGUUACGAUACCCCGGGCCUAAACCUAAACACUGAAGAUACUAUAGUGUUUUUAAAYUAAACAUUUUAAUAAACUCCAAAYCAUGGUAAUAAGGUAAAAACAUAUGUCCAGUGAUUUUCCUAUUGAUACAAAUCUAUCAUUUGAAAAUGUGCAGUCAGUUAAAAAUGAUAGAAGCCUCAGAGGAUUGUUUUUAGUGGGAUUAACUGGUGGUAUUUCCAUUGCAUUGAGCAUAAUUUGUUAUCCGUUCAUAUCUCCAGCUUUACGGAAAGUAUGUUUACCAUAUGUUCCUGCAACCAACUUACAAAUCCAAAAUGUUCUGAAUGUAAUCAAAGGACGGAAAGGAAAAUUAGUAGACUUGGGCAGUGGCGAUGGAAGAAUAGUUAUGAAUACAGCGAAAGCAGGAUUUGAAUCAGUUGGUAUAGAGUUGAACUUUUGGUUAGUGAUGUAUUCACGUUUGGUCGCCAUGAAAUCUAAAAUUCAGCCUUCUCCAAAAUUUAUUCGUACAGAUUUGUGGAAAUAUAACUUAGGACCGUUCACAAAUAUUGUCAUAUUUGGUGUUGAAGAAAUGAUGUUGGAUCUAGAAAAAAAGUUCUCCGCGGAAUUGUCUGAGGGAACAGUAAUAGUUGCUUGUCGCUUUCCUCUCCCAAAUUUAGAACCGUAUUUAGUCGUUGGAACAGGAAUUGACAGAGUUUGGGCUUAUAGAAUAUCUAAGACCAAAACAUAAUACAUCAAAACAUGUUUUUAUAGGUAAUCGUGUUAUUUAUGUGAUUUAUUUUAGUGUAAAAAUGUAUAUAAAUAUAUUAUG